ACUUCAAUGAUUAUAACUCAAUAAUAUAGAAAAGAUUCAUUGUUGGAGCAAGAUAAUUUAAAAGCACACAGCCAUUGGCGUUUUUUUAUACACGCCAUACAAAUUUCCCUCAAUUAUUUCUAAAACAAACACACACAUACACACUCAUGGCUUCGCCGGCGCCGCAUAAACUUCCGGUGAUCGAAUUCACGGCCAACAACUCAAAACGAGGGGCGACAUCAUGGUACAAGGCAUGUAAUGAAGUGGUUUCUGCUUUGGAAAUGUAUGGAUGUUUUGUAGCAGUUUACGACAAGAUCUCCGAAGAAACACACAAUGGAGUGUUCGAGCAAUUGGAGUCACUGUUCGAUUGCCCUCUCGAGACCAAAGUUCAGAACAAAGCCACCAAGCCUUUGUUCGGUUAUGUUGGACAAAUUCCAAUGAUUCCUUUGCACGAAAGCAUGGGUAUCUACAACUCUAAUACCCUCGAAGGAAUUCAUGAAUUCGCUAAAAUUAUGUGGCCGGGUGGUAAUGACGAGUUCAGUGAAAAAAUUCUUACAUACACAAAAUUAUCCGUGGAGUUGGAAAGAAUUGUUUUUGAAAUGGUCCUCGAGAAGUAUGGAGUGGGGAAGUACUAUGAAUCUAUCGUUGGCUCGGCGAACUAUCUAUGUAGGGUGAUGAAAUAUCGGGAGGCUAAGAUUGGUGAAAAUAAAGUCGCAUUUCUAUCUCACACGGACAAGAGUUUCAUGUCGACAAUCCAUCAAAAUCAAGUGGAUGGAUUAGAGAUCCAAGCCAAAGAUGGCGAGUGGUUCGCCGUUGACAACCUUUCUACUUCUUCGGUUGUUGUCAUGGCGGGUGAUGCCUUUAUGGCUUGGAGCAACGACCGAGUAAAGUCACCACGACAUAGAGUGACCAUGAAUGGAAAAACAUCAAGAUAUUCCAUCGGAUUGUUUUCAUUUCUCGAGAAUGUAAUGGUGCAAACACCCGAGGAAUUCAUAGAUGAUGACUGUCCUCAGCUGUAUAAGCCAUUCGAUCACCUCAACUUUGUCGAAUUCUAUAGCAAAAAAGAGAACCUGGCUCUGAAAGAUGGGAAUGCUAUUAGAAACUACUGUGGCCUUUGAGUAGUGUUUAUUAAUAAAUUGUAAGAACUUUACAAGUUCUUUCGAUAUGUAUUGCGCAUGUGUGUAAUAAAUAAUUUUAACGAUCAAUUUGGUUGUAAUAUGAUAUUACCAACCUU
Molecule: messenger RNA, 1213 nt
Organism: Andrographis paniculata
Lineage: Eukaryota; Viridiplantae; Streptophyta; Magnoliopsida; Lamiales; Acanthaceae
Product: probable 2-oxoglutarate-dependent dioxygenase AOP1
Exons: 3
Coding region: 147-1097 (316 amino acids)
Molecular function (GO): dioxygenase activity
Source: RefSeq, a predicted model, not a curated record